Symsagittifera roscoffensis is the source of this 1128-nucleotide messenger RNA. Its product is annotated as protein BCCIP homolog. The transcript is spliced from 3 exons. The record is from RefSeq and is a predicted model, not a curated record. Gene Ontology annotation, cellular component: nucleus. Bases 19 to 1110 code for a protein of 363 amino acids. Lineage: Eukaryota; Metazoa; Xenacoelomorpha; Acoela; Convolutidae.
CAGUUUCAGGUCCAUGUUAUGAAACAGCGUUCUAGGGGCAACUCAAUGACUGUGGAUGCCAAAAUAGAAUCAGGUCCUGCCGGAAGCAACGAAGAUGAAGAGAGCGACUCUUCAAGCGAAGGUGACAGCCACUCGGAUGAGGAUGACGUCAUUUAUGAUGAUGAUUGCGGAGAUGAAGACGAGGGCGAAUCCGACGAUGACUCGGAGGAUAUGGAGUCGGACGGACACGAGGAUGACGUCAUAGUUCCUAAUGUGGACCAGCAAGUUAACGUGGAGUUCGAAGCAUUUCCACCGUCGGACGGUGACUUUCAAAGUCUGGUGGCAUUGUUGGGCCGUCUGUUUUACAAGGAGCAACAGAUCAAUUUAGCCGAGUUGGCUAAUUGGGUCAUCGGCCACAACUACAUCGGCAGUGUCCUGAAGACCAACAACCCACACAGUCCUAUGGACACUUCAGACGAGGACGAUGAAGACGACGACGACGAAGAUGAAGAAGAUGAAGACGACACUGUCUACGGUGUCACAACAGUUGUAAAUUUGAAGCCAACAGGGAAAAGCAAGGACGAGUCUUUUAAACACUCAAUCGUGGCCUACCUAACUGAAAAAUGCAACAGUCCCGAGAUCAACACAAUCCUAAAUUCGCCCAGCUCUCAUACAGUCGGUUUGCUCCUCACAGAACGAUUCGUCAACAUUCCCCCUCUCCUUGCUCCCCCCAUGUUGAAGUGCCUGUGCAAAGAAAUAGACUCGGCCAAGCUGAAGAAAAUGCCAUAUGAUUUCACUCACAUUUUACUCAUAUCGAAAAGUUACGACCAGUCAGUGCAAAGUAAGAAUGGAUCAUCCAACGAAGGUCUUCCACCUUGUCUUGAAUUCAUAAAUCCAGAGGAUGAGAUAUUCCAGCAGUAUGCGCAGUGCGUAGCAAGUUUCCCAGUGCCAGAGGCAGAGCAUCUUGUAGGAGGCUCUUGGGGUCCGAAAGAGAAGUCGAUGCCCCAGUACCGGACUGUCAGUCUGAUGCCUAUGGAUAAGUUCAAGGGUGCCGUGAACCAGAUUUCAAACAUUUUCACAGUCGAAAAUAUGAUGAGUCUAAUGAAUGCUAAUGGAACCGCGACUACAUAAUUUGAAUCAUCGUUUCUU